Molecule: messenger RNA, 1362 nt
Organism: Bipolaris victoriae FI3
Lineage: Eukaryota; Fungi; Ascomycota; Dothideomycetes; Pleosporales; Pleosporaceae
Product: glycosyltransferase family 69 protein
Exons: 2
Coding region: 1-1362 (453 amino acids)
Source: RefSeq, a predicted model, not a curated record
AUGGCCACGCAGCGGAGCAUGCGGUCGCUCCUGCAGGCCGUCGCAAUGCUAGUUGUGGUCUUUGUUCUCAUCACAGGAGUGGGGAUUUCUCAGUAUGGCGACAGUCUUCCGAGGAUUAAGUUCAGCCCGUCUGGAAAUUCGGAUUCAAGCCUAUCAGCGAAACCUGAAGAAGCCUCUAAAGAUCAACCGACACAUCCGCCGGACUCGACACCACCUUCCUCGUCACCCUCAACAAAAGGCAAUGCCACUCUACGAGCACAAGCGCCACCAUAUGUCCGCGCAAUUAUGGAUCCGGCUGACGUGACAUUCCCACGCCUGGAGUGUCCACAGCCAAACCUCGAGCGCUAUAAUUACCUAGGGCGCGCGUCGGAACCCACAAUCCAUGCGCAACUCCCAAGGUACUUCUUUGCACUCGACUUGCAUCAAUGCGUUGAUCUCCUUCCACGACUCAUUGGCUCAAUUUUAGAAACCAUACUCUUUCUUGGUCCACCAAACUGUGUAUUGUCCAUAGUAGAGGGGAGAUCGGAUGAUGGUACUUUUGAAGUGCUUGAUGAGCUACGUUCCAACCUGGAACUGCUAGGAAUCAAAUACCACCUACAGACAAGCGAUGUGAACCCAACGGCAGAAGGAACGGAUCGCAUUGAAGCGCUUGCAGAGCUUCGAAACCUCGCGCUCAAAGAUCUCAUCGAACACCCAGAGCAUUACGACAAGGACACCACCGUCAUAUUCUCCAAUGACAUUUCGCUUUGUAUGGAGGACUUUUUGGAGUUGAUCCAUCAGCGCAAAUUCCAGGGAGCCGACCAGACCUGUGCCAUGGAUUGGACGUAUGUUGGCGACAACCCGACUUUUUAUGAUGUUUGGAUUGCUCGCGGCAUGACUGGUGACUUGUUCUUCAGAAUUCCCGAAGACGGCAGCUGGGAUUUUGCAUGGGAUCUAUUCUGGAACGACCAAAAGUCAAAGUCGCGACUUUCUACCUGGAAACCUUUUCAGGUGUUCUCGUGCUGGAACGGCGUGACUGCGUUCACUGCAAAACCAAUCAUGGAGAAGAAGAUCAAAUUUCGGGCGCAUAUGGAGGGAGAGUGUUUUCAGGGAGAGCCGAAGCUAUUUGCCAAGGACAUGUGGUUUCACGGCUAUGGUAAGAUCGCUGUGGUACCAAGUAUUAAUGUGGAGUAUAGUGACGAGGCGUCGAAGAAAAUUAAGGCGCUGAAGGGAUAUACUUCUAGUCAUGUUGAGAAUGAAGGCGAUGAUAUCAAAAUUAAUUGGGAAACUUCACCGCCGGAACAGGUGAAGUGUAUGCCUGAGCAUCAGCACCAGUCAUUCAAGCCCUGGGAUGAGGGACUACGGUCCGAGGGUUCACCGUAG